AGCUAAGACGCAUUUUAGCAUAGGAGCUUAGAGUUUUGCAUUUUUUCGGUUGCUCAAAUUUCAAAGAACUUACCUGAUUAUAUUGUUUAUAACUCAUACAUAUUUUUUAGUAUUUAUAUUUUUAGCCAACACAAUUAUUCAACAAUGGAUGGAUAGAUGCAUAACUGUAGACUCAUAUAUGCGUUUGACGUAAACAUAAUUACACCACUCAUAUUGUUUGGAGGGUAUUGAAAACCAUUUAUUUAAAAAAAUGAGUUUUAAGAUUCUAACAGUUAUGGCUGUUGCACUGACGUUAGUCGAUGACUCUGUAUUUAUAACAACCACUCAGCUCAAUGCAUCGACCAACGCUCCUCUUCUGCUGCACGAAAAUCGGACUUCAAAAGAAAUGCAAGAUAAAUCUAAAUUGGUUCAUGAUUUGAGUGUAGAACUCAAGACAACAGGUCGUAAGUCAACUACUGACGAUUACAAUACAUUUUCGUCUUUGACGUCCGAUGUUUUUGUGGAGACCCCGUCAUCAGUUUCUAAUACUAAAUCGUACCCUUCGCUGACUACCAGCACGCCGGCAUUCGUUACUCGUGGCAGAUAUAUCAGAAAUCCGUUCUACUUCAGCAAGGAAGAUCAAGAAGUCGAAUUCGAAGAAGAUCAACACGCAGAUGUGUUGUUAAAUGGUGCAUUUCCGAAAUGGAAUAGCAGGUAUAAUACUAAUCACAGACAGUUGAAUAAGUACGGUUCGACGCCCAUUGAAACAGACAUCACGGUCGACGAAGACGGAUCGACAGGUUACGGAAGCGCGUUCGAAUUUGGCGGCGGAGGUGGUAACGUAGGGGCAUCUAGUUACGAGUCCGGAAACUACCGAAAUCCAAACAACGGAUGGUCAGGCGGAGAUAGCAUGAUGGAGUGGUACGGCGAACAAAUACCACAGUCAUCGCGCCCUGUUCCCAUAAUCGCCGAAAUCCGCCAUCCUAGCAAACACAAAAUGUCGAUCGACGUGACCAAAAUCGGUCUGUUUGCGUUGGUGAAGAUCGCGAUGGCCAAGUUGAAAGCGCUGGGCUUCAUCAAGGCCAUGUUGUUCAUGUUGUUCAAACUCAAACUCCUCAUACUCGUGCUGGCCAUCAAGGCCCUGAUGUUUAUGAAAAUUGUGAAAAUGACCCUGUUCCUUCCAGCUCUCUUGUCCAUAUUUACGUGGCCAAUGAUCCUAUCGCGUCUAUGGAACCUGCACAACAUAGGCAACCAGCCGGUUUUAGUACCGAAUAACUUUGGCAACAUGAGCCCAUCAAACAAUCCACCUGUAGGUCCAAAUGGACCUGAGGGAGGCGAUGAUGAUGAUGGUAAGAGGAUGAGGAAACGUCUAGACAAUUUCCAAUUAAUAGAAACUGGAAUGGCUAGCUUCAGACAAAUCAUGCGAUCCGAAAAGUGCGUGGAGAGGGUCUCUUGCCGUAUGGCUGGUGCAAAAAAACCAAGUUUGACACUAAUUUGGAUGAAUUGGGCUUUAUCACCUAUAUCGAACUAUUUACCAAGCAAGAAAAUAAGAUCCUUUGUUUCAACAUUUACAGAAGUAACCAAUUUUCGUUUAGAUAAUUUGUACACUAGACUGUUGCCAAGUAACUGGACGGAAUGGUGCAAUGAACAUUAUUCAUGUGAUGAAACUAAAAAAAAGUAUAAGAUCUAGGUAUUAAAGUAAAAAUCCUUUUUUUUAUUAUUUAUUAUUUAUUAUUUAAUAUUUAUUUUGUAUCCAUUCAAACAGUAGCAAUGUUAAGAUACAUUUAAAAACACUUAAUAUUUUAUAUUAUAUUGUAUUCAAAAUGUUUAU
Messenger RNA from Metopolophium dirhodum (rose-grain aphid), 1810 nucleotides. RefSeq lists its product as uncharacterized. The record is from RefSeq and is a predicted model, not a curated record. NCBI's taxonomy places the organism in Eukaryota, Metazoa, Arthropoda, Insecta, Hemiptera, Aphididae. The coding region runs from base 251 to 1669 and encodes 472 amino acids. The transcript has 4 exons.